Molecule: messenger RNA, 1756 nt
Organism: Rhagoletis zephyria (snowberry fruit fly)
Lineage: Eukaryota; Metazoa; Arthropoda; Insecta; Diptera; Tephritidae
Product: dual specificity phosphatase DUPD1
Biological process (GO): negative regulation of MAPK cascade; protein dephosphorylation
Cellular component (GO): cytoplasm
Molecular function (GO): protein tyrosine/serine/threonine phosphatase activity; MAP kinase phosphatase activity
Source: RefSeq, a predicted model, not a curated record
AUGUAUUCUCUACGAGAUAAAGUUACACAAAAAUCGUACAAACUUCCUAGUCGAUUGGAACCAUCCAGCUCGGAUCAAACUACCGGUCGUCAACUGCAAAGAGUUCUCCAUUAUUCAAUAGCACCAUACAGAAGUCUUCCUGGACUGCGGGGAACAGAAUGCGCCGCAUAUGAUGUUGACUGUGAUGAGGUGUACCCCGGUAUUUACAUUGGUGAUGUGGCUGCGGCAAAAAACAAAUCUUUUCUUCGAAUGAUGGGAAUUACUCAUGUUCUAAAUGCCGCCGAAGGCUGUCGCUACGGGCAGGUGGACACUGGACACAGUUACUAUCGUGAUAUGCCAAGUAUAAGGUAUAUGGGCUUUCCAAUGGUUGAUGCUCCUACCACUGAUAUAUCUCGAUACUUUUAUGUUGCUGCGAAGUUCAUAGACAGUGCCAUCAGUAGUGGAGGGAAGAUUCUUGUUCAUUGUUUGGUGGGCAUGUCAAGGUCAGCCACGUGUGUAUUGGCUUAUUUGAUGAUCUGCCGCAAAAUGUCUGCAUCGGAUGCGAUAAGAAAAGUGCGUAUGAGACGCGAAAUUCGACCAAAUGAAGGAUUUUUACAACAACUUGCCGAUUUAGAUAUGGAGCUAAAACGAAAAAAUCUCUAUCCUUACUAAUAUUUUUUGAAAUUGUAGCCAAUAUUACCUUUGCAACAUACAAUGAACUUUGGAAUUUAUGUGCAUUAAGGCGAAUAAUUAUUUGAGAAGUUCACAGUACGUUCUAAAAUGGGUUUAAAAAUGGUUUCGUCAACAUUUUGGAGCUUUUUCUAGCCGUAUUGUUGUUUCACAUGCAAAAUUGUAAAACGACGCCGUCUACACUCGAAGGGUAUGUUUUUAAUUAUCUACUUUUUGUAAUCUCACAUCUGGGAUGCAUUAAGGCAACAUCAACCAGAUUUUUUCAUUUAUUGGGGCGUUUUAUACAUUAGAUUUUUUUUUUUAACAAAAUGGCUGAUAAAACCAAACAAAUUAAGGUAAAAGAAAAAUUACAAAUAUUUGUAAAACAAUUACAAUUUUGAUGUAAUGUCAACCCUGUGUUGUGUAUUAUCGUGUCUGUGGCCAUGGGGUUUCUAAAUAUCCCGAAUUCGCAUUUGUUGGUAACCGUAUUUAUUUUAAUUGUUAUGUCCAAUUAGUUUAUUUUUCCUUCGUUUUCCUUAUCCAUAUUGAAAUUAAUAUUCGUGUGUUGGUCGCUGAGAUAGCCUAGAAUUUGUUCAUCCUUGUCUCCCCUUACAAGACGUAUGCUGUAAUCGACGUAUCUUGCGUAUAGCUUUACUCCAAGGUUUGUUGUCAGCUCCGUAAUAUAAUUGCCGAGUGGAGCAAAGAAGAAAGGUCUUGAAACACCAGUAAACUUUUGCAAUGACAGGCGGAAAAGACUGCUCAAAGUUUGAUGCUUAAAAGGUUACAAAAAAUCUUGACGUUAAAAUUUUGUAACUCGUUUUGGAACGAACUGUGAGUUAACACCUUAAUUGCACCAACACAAGAAAACUAAUACAUUUACAUUAUACUUAUGUAAUAAUUGUACAUUCUUACAUGAGAGUAUACAUAGUCUGUACAUAUGUACAUACAUUCAUAUAUUGUACAUAUAGAAAUUACAUACAUACUAAUUAACAAUAACGAAAUGAACAUGCAUACGCAUCUUUUGAAAAACAUUAAAACGUACCUACACUACAAAUUCGACAAUAAAACUUAUAAAUACACUCGAUUAUGUUUUCAAAACAGCAUUCUA